AUGAGCCUGGCCUCUCAAUAUGGAAUCACCAUCACACAGCUCAUUACCUGGAGCUCAGUUUUGAACUCUCUGUGUAGCAAUUUCGACGUCGUGGUUGGUCAUCAGAUCUGCGUCAGUUAUCCGGGCAAUGCCUCUUCUGAAAUCAAUACCUAUGCUUCGGCAAAAUUCGGGGCUACGGCCAGUGUAGCAGCUCCAGUACCAACAGAUGUCGUUGUUGGGACCAACGUCAAUUGUGGAAAAUACUAUCAGGUCAAGGAGAACGAUUACUGCCAGGCGAUUGCUAUGGCGCAGGGCAUUUCUCUUUCUGAUUUCUACUUCCUGAAUCCGGAAAUUGACGGAAAUUGCACUAAUCUAUACCUCAAUUACAGCUACUGCGUCCAACCGGUUGGGAACAUUGAGACAUACCCUGGGUACGCGACUACUACUACAACUGGGGCCUCGCCGACGACGACAACAGCAUGGUGGGGAACUCGUGUGGCAUGGGACGACUUACCUAUUGCCACCAAUCUCACUUCAUGGGUUCCAAUCGUUACUCCUACGACCGCCCCUCUGGCGAAUAAUACCAGACUCGAUUGUGAUGAGUAUACUGACAAUACCCUCGGGUCGGUCCCGUGUGACUGGCUAGCAUUGGGUGUAGACAUCGCAGACUUUGCUAGCUGGAAUCCGUCAGUGGACGUGUAUAACUGCUCUCUGGCCAAUAAUACACGACACUGCACACUCUUAGGAUCCGGAUACGAUAUCAGCAACUUGACAGUCGACCCGAACUCGUACUAUGCGGACGUGCCACCCGACGCAGCAGUCAACUCGACGCACGACUGCUAUACUUGUGCCAGACGCAUGCUCAUCAAUAUUGGUCGUCCUGCAGCAACCUCAUGUGAAGAUAUUCUUUCUUAUGCAAAUAUCUCCCUAAGCGCAUUCUAUGCUUGGAAUCCAAGUGUCAAGAGCGACUGCUCGAACAUUUGGCUGGAUGUUUCCUACUGUAUCUCCGGCGAUGGCUACGAUGACACGUACUAUGCUGGCAGCACUACUUCUUCAGCCUCCUCGGUUCCCACCACUACCGCUUGCGCAAGUGCCACCGUGACGGCUCCGGGGCCUACUCAGACCGGUAUUCCGUGCGAUUGUAAUAAAUAUGCCCAGCAGACCGAUGGGGUCUACUGCCAAGAUAUGGCGAACGAGAAUGGAAUCACACUGGACGAGCUCUAUAGCCUGAACCCAGCUCUGAACGGGGAUUGCAGUGGACUGUGGGCUGGUUAUGCGUACUGUGUUGGAGUCCCAGGCGUUACCACGUCUAGCCCUGCUACAACCACGACCGAAAGCACACCCACCACCACCUCGAGUACAGCUUGUGCCACGGUGACCCCACCUGGGCCCACUCAGUCCAACAUCUCCUGCACUUGUAACAAAUACCUGAUGCAAGCCGAUGGGGUGUAUUGCUACGAUAUGGCUGCCGAGGAAGGAAUUACAUUGGACCAGUUGUAUGAGUGGAACCCAAGCCUGAAUGGGGAUUGCAGUGGACUAUGGCCGGGCUAUGCAUACUGCGUUGGGGUUCUGUGA
Messenger RNA from Aspergillus thermomutatus, 1554 nucleotides. RefSeq names its product LysM peptidoglycan-binding domain-containing protein. The coding region runs from base 1 to 1554 and encodes 517 amino acids. The transcript has 7 exons. The record is from RefSeq and is a predicted model, not a curated record. NCBI's taxonomy places the organism in Eukaryota, Fungi, Ascomycota, Eurotiomycetes, Eurotiales, Aspergillaceae.